ACAAAGCAGACGGGGGUCGAAAGUCCAUCCACAGUGGUGCGUGUGGAUCCUUUCCAUCAAAAACCGCACAGCAGGAUUGAGUUUCAAGCCAUUUUCAUUUUGUUUAGCCUGCCUACAAUGGAGAUACCGGUAUUCACGCUGGACGCCUUCACCAACUUACCGUUCAGGGGAAACCCUGCGGCGGUUUGUCCACUUAUGCAUGAGCUGAAUGAUGACUUGUAUCAGAAGAUAGCAGCAGAGAUGAACCUCUCAGAAACGGCUUUCAUCACCAGAAUUAAUCACGCUGAUAAUUUUACUACAGGAUCAAGGUUCCGCCUUCGGUGGUUUACACCAACCACUGAAGUGAAUCUGUGUGGACAUGCCACUCUGGCCUCUGCAGCAGUGCUGUUCCAACACAAGAAUAACGUAAAUCCCACCCUGGUGUUUGAGACCAAGAGUGGAGAUCUUGCCGUCACAAAGAAGGGGGAAGGGUACGUCAUGGACUUUCCUCUCAAUCCCCCCACCCGACAGGAUCCCAACGAGUUUAGAGACAUUAUCAAGGCGGCAGUCGGAAAUCACCCAAUUCAGGACGUUUACUUGUGCUCCAACCUCAAGAAGCUGCUGAUUCGCCUGGCUGACAGCUGUGACACGUCUGUGCUUACCCAGCUGAAAGUUGACCCUGUGGCUCUUGAGAGUAGUGACAGAAGUGGAGGAAUCAUUGAAGUCAUUGUCACUAUCAAAGGAUCACCAGACUGCCAGCCAGGAUAUGACUUCUACUCCAGAAACUUUUCUCCAUGGGUUGGCAUUCCUGAGGAUCCUGUCACUGGAUCUGCCCACACAGUCCUCGGUAGCUACUGGUCUGAAAAACUAGGAAAGAAGAAAAUGCUGGCUUACCAGUGCUCCAGUCGAGGUGGGGAGCUGGAACUUGAAGUGAGAGAUGAUGGAAGAAUCAACAUAGCUGGACAGACCAUCACUGUACUGCAAGGAAUGAUCAAACUGUAGUCUGAGACACGUCCGAGCAAACACGGUCUGAUGUGCUACCACGGUCAACGCGUGCCUGCAGAUAGAAGCUUUACGCCACUUGAAUAAAGUUCAGCCUGGGCAAUCCUGUAAUUCAGCUAACCAACAUGCUAUAGGACAGAAAGAAUAUAGCAUACUUUGUUAGGACUUCCAUCAUUUAUUCAUAACACUACAGCAAAAAAACAAACAAACAAAAAAAAAAAACCCAACAACUGCAAGAUUUUAAAAA
This is a messenger RNA of Archocentrus centrarchus (flier cichlid), 1228 nucleotides long. RefSeq names its product phenazine biosynthesis-like domain-containing protein 1. Gene Ontology annotation, molecular function: isomerase activity. Gene Ontology annotation, biological process: biosynthetic process. Gene Ontology annotation, cellular component: cytoplasm. The record is from RefSeq and is a predicted model, not a curated record. The transcript is spliced from 10 exons. Lineage: Eukaryota; Metazoa; Chordata; Actinopteri; Cichliformes; Cichlidae. Bases 118 to 981 code for a protein of 287 amino acids.